GUGAGGUUAGUGCACCUCAGACUAGCUGUAGUAUAAAGUUCUCUACUUCGUGUUUAUCCUAGAUUCGUGGAUUCUUGUGAACCUUUAUUAUUGGCCUCGACGCUGAUGACGUGGAAUGUACAGAAAUGAAGAUUUACGAGAAUGUGAGCGCAACGAUGAAAAUUUUAAUUCCGAAAAUGAAAAAUACUCAACAUUUUCUGAAGUUGACAGUGAUAGAUCUCAUAUGCCUAAGAUAUACAAAAAUGAAAUUCUCUACGCCGAUACAGUAAACGAAGAUUCCUAUGUGGUUCGCGAAACGAAGCGAAGCAGAUCUGAUAAUGAUUUUGCAGCUGAAAAAACAGUGAAGUUUGUCCUCUCAGAAAACACAUUUUCUCUUACUUUAAAAGAAAACGUAACAAAUAUAUCAGGGGAUAUCUCGCCUAAAUUAGAAUCAACUUCUAUCGUCAUAAAUGAUACCAAGAGGAUAAAUACCACGCUAUACCAGUUAUUAGAAUCAUUAGUAGCUGAAAACACAGAUGAUAAACUGAGGACUAAUGACAGGCAUUUACAACCACACAUUACAGAAGCGAUUUCUUUACACAAUCUUGUAGAGUCAAAGAAAACGUUAACAUUUCAAGGGGUAACUGAUAAAGAUAGUAAGAGUGUGAUAAUGCUAAAUGAUACUGCGAAACGUUUAGUGCAUCGUGCUGAAGUUGUGCGGCGGUUGUGUCAGAAGUGGAACACAGAAGGGAAACCACUUCAUGGAGUGCCUGCAGAGAAGAGGGAGCAGAUCAUUCUAUCACACUUUUAUCUGGCAAGGUCUGCAUCUACUUUGACUUGCCCAAUUAACAAGGCCGGUUCGACCUCGAUAGUAGCAGGCUUGAUGGAGGCAGAGGGAAAUCCUGUGCCGACUAUGGAGGACGAUGAUCUCUCUGUCCAUGGGGCCGCUGCCGUGCUCAGGCCCCAGACUGAGGCCGAGUUCAACUUCACAAAAAAAUAUUUCUUCAAGUUCCUGUUGGUGAGACACCCAUUUGGGAGGCUGCUGUCUGCUUAAUGCAGGCUUCUCAUCCCACUGGGCCCCUUACUGGCAGUGGUGUUCGCCCUGUGCUCUUAACUACACAGCAAUUGCCAUGCUUGAGACAGCUGGGAGUGACUUAGAGCCUAGUGAGUUGAGCCGCUAUUACGAACAGCUGUCUCCUUCCCUCAUACGUAGAGUCUACCAAGAAUAUAGUCUGGAUUUCGAACUUUUCCAGUACGAUGUUAGAGAUGUGUUUCGGCUCGCUAGGCACUGUGUGUUGAGUGACUGUAGCGAUACAGAUACUGGCUAUGCUGAGACUGACAUUGCUGUUGAUGUCAUGUACUUUUUCCUUCAUCAUUAUGACGAAGCUGUUAUAACCAUUUUUAAAAAAUCAAAGCUGCAGAGAGCAUUAUCACACAAAAUAAAUUUUAUCCACGGGAUCCCUCUCAAUAUGUUUCUUCUCGACACUUGGCUGACUCGCCUCAGUCGCACCACCAUCACCACCAAAGCACCAUGUUGA
This is a messenger RNA of Penaeus monodon (black tiger shrimp), 1517 nucleotides long. RefSeq lists its product as uncharacterized. Gene Ontology annotation, cellular component: membrane. Lineage: Eukaryota; Metazoa; Arthropoda; Malacostraca; Decapoda; Penaeidae. Gene Ontology annotation, biological process: carbohydrate biosynthetic process. The record is from RefSeq and is a predicted model, not a curated record. Gene Ontology annotation, molecular function: sulfotransferase activity.